This is a messenger RNA of Periconia digitata, 889 nucleotides long. Lineage: Eukaryota; Fungi; Ascomycota; Dothideomycetes; Pleosporales; Periconiaceae. The record is from the annotation of a GenBank genome assembly.
CCACCCCCAUCACCACCCCCACCUCCUCCUCCAUCACCGCCACCGCCUCCGCCGUCGCCUCCACCGCCUCCGCCGUCACCUCCGUCACCCCCAGCCUCAUACAUCCAAGAUUCUGCGUCUACCUGGAACUCAGAAUUCCUGUUCCUAGAUCUGGCACGCUCGAACAAGCUGAGAAAACCGAGUAAGACACACGUUUCAAGUUCUCCCACGACAUCUCCACUCUUCUCCUGUGCGUCAACGAUCACGCAUCGCAUUUUUAUCUCCCUUUUACUACCAGCGCCAUUGGGACCUAGAGACUCCCAUCUAAUCUUUGUGCCAUCCGGGAGCAAUCCCGUAUAACAACCUCUAGACCCAUCUUCGAUCUUGUUCGACCUUGCUUUUCUCUUUGGCAAUGGAUUUUCCGUACCGUGGCCGUACGGGUCGACGAAAACCCACGAAUGCGUGAGAGUGACGGUCUGUCGUGGAUUCAUGAAAUGUAUUUUCAUCGACGAGUCUCUGAUCGGGUAUUGGGCGUAUGCCAAGGUCUGAUCAGUAGAGCCGAGCAGAAGGCGGAGCUGGCCUCUACGCAAGAUGGCACGACGCGUUUCGUCUGAAGACGGAUCUUUCGGUUGUUUCUGUGCACUGGCCGAGGUGGGGGGGUAGGUGAUCGGUUGGAUGGUACAUUUGUCGGCGUGAAAAAUGUGUCGCUCAAAUGUCAACUUGUAUGCUACUGCCAUUCUAGUUUCGCUCCAAGAAUUGAUUUGAUGAAAAGAAAAUUGGGGAAUCGGUGUCAAAAUGGUUUCUACAAAACCCUCAGCGGUUGCGAAGAAUAUAUCUACCUGUACUGGCCCCCACGGCAAGGCGCAGCUGCCAGGCUGAAUGACACGUCCGGUUCUCGCCUUUUUUUCUU